This is a messenger RNA of Nematostella vectensis (starlet sea anemone), 1721 nucleotides long. Its product is annotated as integral membrane protein GPR180. The record is from RefSeq and is a predicted model, not a curated record. The coding region runs from base 101 to 1390 and encodes 429 amino acids. The transcript has 10 exons. Gene Ontology annotation, biological process: response to pheromone; G protein-coupled receptor signaling pathway. Lineage: Eukaryota; Metazoa; Cnidaria; Anthozoa; Actiniaria; Edwardsiidae.
AAUACCAACAUGGCCGCCAACAGUAGCCUGUUGCAUCGAUGUCAAGAAUUUCUUAUUUCUGCCGAUAAUUCUUGAACGGCAAUAAUUCAGGGACCUAAGCAUGUUUAGACAAGGUCUAUUCUUUCCAGUUCUACUGGUUUUUGUUUACGUCUUGGGUAUUUUACUGGUUGAAGUCGAUGGCAAGGUUGUUCGUGGUGUGUUCAGCUCCAAACAAGCGCGCAUAGAUGGCGGUCAGCUGAUUACGAUGUUUUCCUUUCAUGGUGAAGGACUGAUCAAAUACAAACUUAACCAGACCUCAAAUGGAAAACUGUACUUUUAUAUUGAGGAGAAAUGGCCAUCCGUCAUGGCUGUUUCUCAGUGCAAAGACAAGAUUGCAAUGUCUCAGUAUUCUCACUCUUUAACUGGCACGGAGGGCAAGUUGCAGUUUGACUCAUGGUCCGACCAGUAUCUCUGGUAUCUGGUCUAUGCCGACAACGUGUCAUGCGAUCCUAGUGCCCUUGUUUUUGCUGACAUUGAGUUUACUCUUGAGCUGUAUAACCCUGAUUCCAAGGGGCAAGCAAGUAACCACUUCAGCUAUGAUGAGAGUGGUCUGCUAUCGUUUUAUGAGAUUCUUGGCUUCUUGUAUUUUGCCUGUGCUAUCAUGUAUGGACAAAGACUGUGGCAGACAAUACAAAAGGGAGGCCCAAUGCAUCUGGUCAUCAAAGUCUUGACCAAGGCUAUGAUGUACCAUGGAGCUGCUGUUUUCUGUAUUUUAAUUCACUUUUUCAGAUACUCAGGAGAUGGCAUUGGGUACACUUGGAUAUAUGGUUUGUCCACUGUAUUGCAGGGGUUUGCUGAGUAUGAAAUGCUCUCCAUGAUGGCGAGGCUAUGUAUCGGCUACACUUUGAGCUCAUCAUGUGUCACAGGUGACCCACAAGUUAUCCGGCACAUGAAAAUUGGUGUAGCUGUCGUCAGCUCUAUGAAGGUGUUGCUGGAGAUUCUGGGUGUCACCUUGGCUGUCAUCUUGCUGCAGUUGGUCAUUGCCGUCUCUUUUAGCUUUUUUAUUAGUAGAAAAAUCAAUGAAGAGCGGAGUUCCCUUAGAAAAGAGUUUUAUAGCAAAUUUAUAAAGGGUUGUCUAGUCUGGAUACUGGCUUUCCCUGUUCUUGUAUUUAUAUCAUCACUUUUAGCAUUUCAUAGGAGAUUAAAGGUUCUGACGUGGGGUCAAGAGACAGCUCGUUGCGCGGUUAUACUCUGGUUGUACCGGCUUUUCCUGUCUCGGAGCCUGUACUGGGAAGUGUCCUCUCUCUCUGCUUCUACUCUUCCUCUUCGGCACGACAAAGGUUACGGAAAUAAGAACUACAACUCGGAGAAAAGAACUAUUGGUAUCCAUAAAUCCGUGUUUAUCGAUUGACAUACGAUAUUUUAAGGUUGUUAAGCAUGACCAGUUAAGCAUGUGCAAGGUGGGUGUGGUUUUCUGAAUGCAGGCGAAAAGUUAGAACAAUCUACCAGAUCCAUUUUCGCCGUUGACUGUUUUACUGGUUGCGGUGCAAAUUUUGUCUUCGUCAAUCUGGUUUGAAAUGGUGCAAUAGAAAGGGAUAUAAUUUAGCGCCACUCUCUUCAGCUUGAUAGGUAAAUUGUUAGGAACCUUGUUGGAGGAAGUUUCCUGUGUUAUGGAGAAAGAUAUUCUAAGAGGGUAAACAUAUAUUGAAAAUUAUAUUGAGAAAUAAAAAAAGAUAUUUUAA